Solenopsis invicta (red fire ant) is the source of this 4392-nucleotide messenger RNA. It is a transcript of the gene pea, whose product is annotated as ATP-dependent RNA helicase DHX8. Gene Ontology annotation, molecular function: ATP binding; RNA binding; RNA helicase activity. The transcript has a single exon. NCBI's taxonomy places the organism in Eukaryota, Metazoa, Arthropoda, Insecta, Hymenoptera, Formicidae. Gene Ontology annotation, biological process: spliceosomal complex disassembly; mRNA splicing, via spliceosome. Bases 136 to 3756 code for a protein of 1206 amino acids. The record is from RefSeq and is a predicted model, not a curated record. Gene Ontology annotation, cellular component: catalytic step 2 spliceosome; intracellular anatomical structure.
GGAAGUUGGAUUGAGUUGGAUAGAAGUUAGGUUAAACGCCAUCAGGAUGUUUAUUCGUCUAUACGUUUGUUCCAGUAGGUGAUUCAAGUUGGUCAAUUUUCAGUUGCAACAUCCCGUGCUACAUUACAAAAUAAGAUGGAGGAAGUUACGAAGCUAGAACACCUGUCUCUCGUGUCGAAAAUCUGCACAGAGUUGGAAAAUCACCUGGGACUGAACGACAAGGACUUGGCCGAGUUCAUAAUACAUCUAGCCGAAAAGAACAAUACGUUUCCAGCGUUCAAAAAGGUACUGAUUGAGAAUGGGGCAGAGUUUUCGGACUCCUUCAUGGCCAAUCUCCUCAGAAUAAUACAACACAUGAAACCUGCGAGAGCAUCAACCGAGAAACCGUCCAAGUCUGCAAGCAAGCAAGACGAAUUGGCAUUAAAAUUCCCAGCGCUAGCGUUACCGAACGAGAAUCAACGUUCCGAGACUAACGACGUCAAGGACGAAGAUAUCGUCAACGACGUUAUGGCCUCCUUGGAAGCAUUCGCGCCGUCGAAUAAAAAACAAUCUACGAAUACCGAGAAAAGUAACGGUAAGAUUGACAACAGCGAGAAGAAGAGUAAACGAGAAAAGAAAAGCAGAAGCAGAUCGAGGGACAGAAGACGACACAGAUCCAGAUCGUCGAAUCGAAAGGAGAGGCGACACAGAUCCAGAACACGUUCCAGAUCGCGAACACGUCAUAGAUCGCGCGACAGAACGCGCAGGAGGCGCUCCGGAUCCCGCGAGCGCAGGAGAACGUCGUCCCGGGAUCGCAAAGAUCACGCGAGACACUCGAGGAGACGCGACGCCGACAGAUCCAGAUCCAGAUCCAAAUCCGCGGAGGAGACGCUCUCCUCGGAGCCGGAAGUAGGUAAGAUUUACGCCGGUAAGGUCGCGAACAUCGUGCCGUUCGGCUGUUUCGUCCAGCUAGAAGGUUUAAGACGUCGUUGGGAGGGCUUGGUUCACAUCUCCCAACUGAGGCGGGAGGGUCGAGUGGCAAACGCGAGCGACGUGGUCUCCCGAGGGCAGAAGGUCCUGGUGAAGGUUCUCAACGUCGGCGGGCAGAAGGUAUCUCUGAGCAUGAAGGAUGUCGAUCAGGAGACUGGGAGAGAUUUAAACCCGGUAGUGCCGAUCGCGAAAGCGGACGAGGACGAGAAGCACUUGCGUAAUCCGGACAGGCCUACCUCCCUACUAGAGCUUCAGGGUAAUUACGACGAAGACGAGACGUACUCGAGGAAGCGCGUGCAGCGUCUGUCGUCGCCGGAGAAAUGGGAGAUCAAGCAGAUGAUGGCCGCCUCGUGCAUCGACAGAAACGAGUUGCCGGAGUUCGACACGGAGACCGGAAUUUUGCCGCGAGAGGACGACGAAGAGGAGGACGUGGAGAUCGAGCUUGUCGAGGAGGAGCCGCCGUUCCUGCACGGUCACGGUAGAGCCCUGGGCGAUCUCAGUCCCGUGCGUAUAGUGAAGAACCCGGACGGCUCGUUGGCGCAGGCGGCGAUGAUGCAGAGUGCUCUAGCGAAGGAGCGGAGAGAACAAAAGAUGCUGCAACGCGAGCAGGAGAUGGAUUCCGUGCCCACUGGUCUGAACAAGAAUUGGAUAGACCCGUUGCCGGACGCGGAAAGCCGCACGCUAGCAGCGAACAUGCGUGGCAUCGGUUUGCAAACGCAAGAUCUGCCCGAGUGGAAGAAGCACGUGAUAGGCGGUAAGAAGUCAUCCUUCGGUAAGAAGACCAAUUUGACCCUGUUGGAGCAGCGUCAGAGCCUACCGAUUUAUAAGUUGCGCGACGAUCUGGUGAAAGCCGUGACGGACAAUCAGAUCCUGAUCGUGAUCGGAGAGACCGGUUCGGGCAAGACGACGCAGAUCACGCAGUAUCUAGCGGAGGCCGGUUUUACCGCACGCGGCAAGAUCGGCUGUACGCAGCCGCGACGUGUCGCGGCUAUGAGCGUAGCUAAGAGAGUGGCAGAAGAGUUUGGCUGCUGCCUGGGCCAGGAGGUGGGCUACACCAUCCGUUUUGAGGAUUGUACCGGACCAGAGACCAAUAUUAAAUACAUGACGGAUGGUAUGUUGUUGCGCGAAUGCCUGAUGGACCUUGAUUUGAAAACGUACUCGGUAAUUAUGUUGGACGAAGCGCACGAGCGCACGAUACACACGGAUGUGCUGUUUGGCCUACUGAAGCAAGCGGUGGGCCGUAGACCCGAUCUCAAACUGAUCGUCACCAGCGCUACCCUCGACGCAGUUAAAUUCUCACAGUACUUCUUUGAGGCACCGAUCUUCACUAUACCGGGGCGCACGUUCGAGGUCGAGGUAAUGUACACGAAGGAGCCAGAGACUGAUUAUCUAGACGCCGCAUUGAUCACCGUCAUGCAAAUCCAUCUGCGCGAACCGCCGGGCGAUAUCCUGCUCUUCCUCACCGGUCAGGAGGAGAUCGACACUGCCUGCGAGAUCCUUUACGAGCGUAUGAAAUCACUGGGCCCAGAUGUACCGGAACUAAUUAUUCUCCCGGUCUACUCGGCCUUACCCUCGGAGAUGCAAACUAGAAUAUUUGAGCCGGCCCCACCUGGCUCACGCAAGGUCGUUAUCGCCACGAACAUUGCCGAAACCAGCUUGACCAUCGAUGGUAUAUACUACGUCGUUGAUCCGGGCUUCGUCAAACAGAAGGUCUAUAAUUCCAAGACAGGCAUGGACAGUCUUAUAGUGACGCCGAUUAGCCAGGCGGCGGCGAAACAGAGAAGCGGAAGAGCUGGUAGAACCGGACCUGGAAAGUGUUAUCGGCUUUACACGGAACGAGCCUACAGAGACGAGAUGCUGCCCACGCCAGUCCCGGAAAUACAGCGUACAAAUCUGGCCACUACCGUGCUGCAACUGAAGACUAUGGGCAUCAAUGAUCUUCUGCAUUUUGAUUUUAUGGAUGCGCCGCCAGUAGAAUCGCUGAUCAUGGCAUUGGAGUCGCUGCACAGCUUGAGCGCUCUCGACAACGAGGGUUUACUGACGCGACUAGGCCGACGAAUGGCGGAAUUUCCGCUGGAACCAAAUCUAUCCAAGAUGUUGAUCAUGAGCGUGCACCUUCAAUGCUCCGAUGAAAUUCUAACUAUUGUCAGUAUGCUGUCCGUGCAGAAUGUCUUUUAUCGACCUAAGGACAAGCAGGCUUUAGCUGAUCAGAAGAAAGCAAAGUUCAAUCAACCCGAAGGCGAUCACUUGACUCUACUGGCGGUUUAUAAUUCCUGGAAGAACAACAAGCUGAGUAAUGCCUGGUGCUACGAGAAUUUUGUGCAGAUAAGAACAUUGAAGCGUGCCCAAGAUGUGCGUAAGCAAUUGCUGGGCAUAAUGGAUAGGCACAAAUUGGAUGUUGUAUCAGCUGGCAAGAACACAGUGCGUAUACAGAAAGCGGUGUGUUCGGGAUUCUUCAGAAACGCCGCGAAGAAAGAUCCACAGGAGGGAUACAGAACGUUGGUCGACAGCCAAGUGGUAUAUAUUCAUCCAAGUAGCGCAUUGUUCAAUCGUCAGCCAGAAUGGGUGAUCUAUCACGAACUGGUGCAAACUACCAAGGAAUACAUGAGAGAGGUGACGACGAUCGAUCCGAAGUGGCUGGUGGAGUUCGCACCCGCAUUCUUCAAGUUCAGCGAUCCGACCAAACUCAGCAAGUUCAAAAAGAAUCAAAGACUAGAGCCGCUCUACAACAAAUACGAGGAACCGAACGCGUGGAGAAUAUCGCGAGUUCGCAGGCGACGUAAUUAAAGAAUACGCUUAUAAUUCAUGUAAAUAUCGUUUCAGUAAUUCGAUAUAAGUAUUGUAUGGUAUUUGACGUUUCAAUUUUCUGAAAGCUUUAUACCCGUUUCCACUAAUGUAGAUUAACUUUAAAUCUCAGUUCAACUUACCUUUUAUCUUUUUCUAAUUUUUAGAACUAAAGUAAGAUAAAGAGUAAGUUAAACUAAGAUCAAAGUUAAUCUGCGUUGGUGGAAAUAGGUAUUAAUGAUAUAGAAUAAUUAAUAGGUAUUAGUGAUACAGAAUAAUUAAUUCUAGCUCUGGAAGCAGUAUUCUUAUCGUUUUUAUAUAGCUACUGCUUGCAUCUACAAUGACAAAACUUUGUGGAAACAGAACAUUUUUAUUUUGCACGUGUAACAUCUAGCAUUUUUGAUACAUUUAAAAAAAAUACUCUUUAUUACUAGGAAGCGAAGAAUGAAGAUAAUUUAUGAUCGCGAAGAUAAUGAAUUAAAUUUAUUAUGUCACGAUAAAACUAGAAAAAUGUGAUGCAAUCAUUGAAACUUGGAAACUAUGUACAAGAAUGCAAUUACAAAAAAAAGAUUAUUUACAAGUCUCUAUAAAUGUACAUAUUUGUAAACAUUUGUAAAUAUAUAACCAUAUUCAUUCACA